AUGGCUCAUGGCGGAAGAAAAGGGCCUCCAAGCCGAGAUGUAGAUGUUGAAGGGAACUUUGCUGGAGUGCUCAUUGCGAAGUCAACAAGUCAACAGAGUGCGGCUGCACGAAGUGGAAGAGGGAAUGUCAAGGUCCUUGUAUCGGAUGGGAGUGUGCAAGAAACGGCAGAGCAGUCGAGUAUGUUUCAUGGAAUGAGAGCAUGGGAAAUAGAAGCAGGAGCAGUAGGAGCAGCUGGAGAAGGACGUGGUGGUGGUCGAGGAGGAGCCGCAGGGGAAAGAGCCGAAGAAAUUCUUGAGGGACAGGGAAAAGUAGGAGGCAGGAAAAAAAUCACAGAUGAGCAAAAGCUGAAGCUUCGUCUACUCAAGAACAGACUGUCAGCCGAACGCUCCCGGAGGAAGCGCGAGCUGGCGACGAUCUCAACGGAGAUUGAGCUGCAGAAGUUGCGGAGAGAGAACGUGCUGCUCAAGGAGAAGAUGAAGCUUGUCCAAUCCUUCUCCUCCUACCAGGUCCAGCUGUGCCAGGCUAUCAAGCAAGAGUUCUCCCAACAUGAAUGGCAUGGCGAGCUGUCUGGGGAAAGCAGGUCAGAGCCAUCGACAGCAAGCAGAACGGGCAGUGUUAAGGAGGACGAGGACGAGGACGAGGACGAGGACGAGGAGGCAGGGCAGAGGCAGGAGCCGGAGAAAAUCCAGAGGUGCUACUUGAGCCUCCUCCAGCGCCUGGAGGGGAUCAUGGAGGAGGAGGAGCAGCGCUUUGUUCAGCUCUCGAACCGCGUGGAGGUGCUGGUCCUGCAGGACUCAGCCAAGUUGUCGGAGGCAGAGAUCAGGAUGCGGGAGGUGGAGCAUGAGAAGAUCGCCGCCAUCUCCGCCCUCACCAGUGCGCGCGAGAGGUUCGCAGAGCGCGAGCGGGAGCUGCUCGGCCGCAUCGCCAUGCUCGAGGCAAGGUUGCACAGUGGCAGGGACGUCGACGGCCUCGUGCCCACCGCGUCCUCUGCCCGCGGGCCGUUCCCUUCGUCCUUGAUCGUGGAGCAGCCGUCGGCAGAGCAGACGCUCCUCAUCCGACCCCUGACGCUAACGUCACCCGCCACCCUCGAUCUGGCGUCCAAGUUCGCCAACCAGGCGUCAGAGGUCCUGGACAACCAGUCGUUUCUGAAGUUUGUCAACAUGCUCAAGGUGUUCAAGGAGGGAGGGCUGUCGCAGGAACAGCUGCUCAGCAAGGUGACGGAGCUCUUUUCCGGGCGGCAGGAAAUGCUGCAGGACUUCCUCCGGUUCCUCGUGUGA
Messenger RNA from Guillardia theta CCMP2712, 1278 nucleotides. RefSeq lists its product as hypothetical. NCBI's taxonomy places the organism in Eukaryota, Cryptophyceae, Pyrenomonadales, Geminigeraceae. Gene Ontology annotation, biological process: regulation of DNA-templated transcription. The transcript has 2 exons. Gene Ontology annotation, molecular function: DNA-binding transcription factor activity. The record is from RefSeq and is a predicted model, not a curated record. The coding region runs from base 1 to 1278 and encodes 425 amino acids.